CACAAAGGCACUCACAAGGUUACAGCCCGGGCUUUUCUGUGUUCGAAAGCCAAGCCGGAGAUGUUCCGUCAUUCCACCACACCCUCGUCGGUGCCUUCGUACGGCGACGCCUUCAUGGCAGCCAGCUUCUCCUCCGUUCCGACGCAGAUCCCGCGCUCAGCCGCCGGGGGAUACGGUGGAUACCUUGACGGCGGCAAUGCUAGUAGCGCAUUCCCUCCCUUCGCCGGCGCCUCGUCUCCGCCAUCCUACUCAUCGCUCCCAUCAUCAUACUACAACAAUAUCCACAGGAGCAUCAGCUCGCACUCGCUCCCGCUCCAGCUCCACCAGCUCUGCGACGCCCUGAACGGCGGUGGCGGUGGUGCAUUCUUCUCGUCAUCGUCACUAUCGCCACACCAGCUGUCGUCGCUCCCUCCGCUCUCCUCUUCUCCGUCCUCCUCCUGCGGCGACCUGUACGAGUUCACCUCGGCAUGCCCCGUUCGCCGCGUCUUCAGCACGGGUGAUCUCCAGGGGAUGAAUGGAUCAUCGCCGGUGCAGUCAGGCGACAGCUGCGGCCAAGACGCCGGGGGCGGGCCGUUCUCACAGAAGGUGGGGCGAUACAGCGCGGAGGAGAGGAAAGAGAGGGUCGAAAGAUACCGCUUGAAGCGCCACCAGAGGAAUUUCACCAAGAAGAUCACCUACGCGUGCAGGAAGUCGCUGGCGGACAGCCGGCCGAGGGUGAAGGGUCGGUUCGCGAGGAACGGCGAGACGGAGGCGGAGAACUACGACGAGCGGGAGACGUCGGACAACAGCUACGACUACUGCGGGUACAGCGAACCCAGCAACCAGAGCACCGGGAACAGCUGCUACCACGUCAAGGAUACGGCGCUGGUAGGCGGCGGCGACAAUGGCGAUUGGUGGUGGCCGGCACCGGGAGCGACCACCGUGGAGGCGGAGGGGCAGCGGCAGGUCGGCUUCGACGUCGUCGACGAGGAGAUUUGGGCGACCCUCGGAGACAUGCUGUCCGUGAACCUGGCGUCGUAGGCGCCACUGGUCAGCGUGAUGGGCGACAUGAUGGGUCGAGGCGUGAGUGGCCGGUAGGGUCCGGCGCACACUAGUAGCUGGCUCGAUCAGGGGUGGCGGCCGCCGUGUGCGCGGCACAGUGCAGCGAUCGGUCGAGGAUGGAGGUCAGAGUGGCGCCCCGUUGACCUUGUCCCCCUAGGUUUGUAUUAUUGUAACUUUUUAGCCAGAAACACAUCAUGAGAGUUGG
Molecule: messenger RNA, 1246 nt
Organism: Lolium rigidum
Lineage: Eukaryota; Viridiplantae; Streptophyta; Magnoliopsida; Poales; Poaceae
Product: zinc finger protein CO3-like
Exons: 3
Coding region: 61-1020 (319 amino acids)
Biological process (GO): regulation of flower development
Cellular component (GO): nucleus
Molecular function (GO): protein binding
Source: RefSeq, a predicted model, not a curated record